UCGACGAUUCCUUCCGGUUCUUAAGGAAAUUGUGUUUUUGAAACCUUUCCGCGUUGUAAACUUGACUUUUUUUGAGGAUCUGGAAUACUGAUUUAUUGGAGUAGUGGACAGCUGAGCAUUAGCAAAAUAUCUUGGUGUCCAAUUGAAAGAAAUAGUUACCAUGAACCCACCGGACCAGAAUGGAGGUCAUGUUAAUAAUCUUGACGGCGAUAAAAAAGAGAAAAGGGUGUACAAAGUUGUUUUGACUGGAGGUCCUUGUGCAGGGAAAACAACUGUUCAAGCAAUGAUGUCAACUUUCUUUGAAAAUCUUGGAUGGAAGGUUUACAGAGUUCCAGAAGCAGCCACUGUAUUGCUGGGUGGCGGCGUGAAGUUUCCAGAUCUCAGUGAGCAAGAAGUGUAUAACUUUCAGGAAAAUUUAAUACGGACAAUGCUGCAGUUGGAGCAGACAUUCUUUGACCUCGCUUCCACAAGCAAGACAGACACAAUAGUGAUUUGUGACCGAGGGGCUAUGGAUCCUUCAUCAUAUAUGAGUUCAGAACAGUGGGAUAAACUUCUUGAAAAUAAUGGUUGGAACAAUGUGUCAUUACGAGAUGCACGCUAUGAUCAAGUGAUUCAUUUGGUAUCAGCUGCCCAAGGAGCAGUAGAAUUUUACACAUUAGCAAACAACAACACACGAAAGGAACCUAUAGAACAAGCCAGGAAAUUGGACAGACUAACACAACAGGCCUGGGUUGGUCACCCAUACGUUGAUGUGAUUGAAAACAAUAUGGACUUUAGUAAAAAAGUGCGGCGGGCCAUUGAUGCUGUAUGUUUCAGAAUGCGUAUUGAUACUGGAGAUCGUCUGUCCCCAGAGAGUGUAAAACGCAAAUUCCUUGUUACAUCUCUGCCAGAUGUCAAGGCUUUUCCUGUGUUUCAAGACUUUGAUGUGGUCCAUGACUACCUUUCAACCUCAAAUCCAGAAAAACAAGCACGUCUGAGAAGAAGAGGACAGAAUGCAGGGGACCCAAGUUACUCCAUGUUCCAUCUAUCUUUAAAAGAAUAGUCAUUGUUAGACUGCAUGCAAGUACACACAAGUUACAACUAUAUUUUUCCUUGUAGUGGUCAGACAAAUAACAUACAAUGCAGCUACUGUUAACAGGAUCAUUUGAAAGAAAUUAGCCCAUUACUUCACUUGACCCUUAAAACCCUAACAUCAGUAUGCACACUCUCCAUAGCAUUUUCCAUAAAUUUCCUAAGAUGCUUCUAAGGAGAAUUUGUUCAACAAUCAAGAGCUUUUUUAGUUGGAGAUCAUUUCCUCUAUCGUUGUGGCCUUUAAAUGUGUGAUUCAAGAGUGAUAUUGUCAGAAGAAAUUACUAGAUGCUAGUCACUUAAAUGAGUCAAAUGGUUAAAGGAAACAAAUUGUGAUUCCAAAUAAAGUUGUUGGUGCCAAUCAGAUUUUAGAACCAAAGCAAGGAAAAAUAAGAGAAUUUAGAUGAGAUUCAUAGAUUGUUUCCUUUAAUUGGAUUGUGUGUGACAUGGUAACAGUAGUUGCAGUAUUUGAUCAAGGGGUUUUUAAGGCAAGUACUUGGCAUUGAAUGCAGAGCAUAAUGGUGGUGGUGGUGCGUGUGUGUGUGAGUGCGUGCCAAAAUUUGUGUUUAAAAGAAUAACUCAUUGUAACUGAAGACCUUCAAAUUGUAAUGAGAAUUUUAAAGAAGUCUCAUUACUUUGGUUGAUCAAAGUUAUAAUUAUUAUUUCAAGAAGGGGGCAAGUUAGGAUUUAAAUCAGACUUUCCAAGCUUUGAUUUUGGAGUUUUAAAUCCUUUUCAUUGGCACCUACAAUUAAUGUCUUGACUCAUUUUUACGUGACACUGGAUAGGUAUUACUCUGACCAGAGUUGGGAGAGAGUAGAUUUUUUUUUAAUUAUCAGGCAACUAUAGAAGAACAAAUAUAUGAUUUUAAUAUAUCUUGAUGUAUUUAAUUUUUUUAGCAUAGUUUAACCUCCUUGGUGUGAGUUCAAUUUAAUGCAGAUAACCUCUACAAUGGUAAAACAAUUUAUCAGUAAUCGUCAAUUGUGCAGCACCAUUUUGUUGUCAGGGUGUGAAAAUUUAUGGAGGCAGUCUCUGUCAGUAUUUUCUUUGAAUGUAAAAAAUUUUGAAUAAUUUAAUAUGGAAACCCUUCCUGAGCCUGAAGAGGGCACUUAAUUUAUAGGUAGACAUAUUCUUUUAUAGCCACUUAUUACACACUGAAGUAGUUUAACUCAAGGUAACUUCAACUACUAUUUAUCAAUUCCAUUUCAGUGUGAAGAGUAACUACUUGGUAUAACUAUAAAAUAGUUUGCUUCAAUUACACUCCAAGACCCUUUUUUAUCAGAGCAUUCAGUCUGAGACAAACCAAUUUUGAGAACAUGUUAAGAAUGUUUUCAGGCUCAAAUUGCAAAAAAAUAAAUAAAGUAAUACUUUAAUAGAAAGAAUAUUCAGCAUCAGCCCCAAAACUAGACCUCCUUUUCAAAAAAUGUGUCAAAGGUAUAAAUUGCAGUGAACUUAAACCAAAAACCAGCUUGAGCGGCGAGAGCUUAGCACCUGAAAAUGCUUCCCCUAACCCCAACCCACUCCCUUUCUGCUUUUGGAACUUUCAAAUGUUUUUGCCAAUAUCAAUUAGUGUUAGCAGUAAAUAUCAGUAAUUAAAAACUUUGUGUAGGUAGUAAAAAUACUGAGAAUGAUCUCAACAUAAUUGUGUCUUACAGGUGUAUGUUAAUUAUUAAUCUGAACUUAGAGUGGAAAUUGAUGUCAAAUUACUUUUGUUUUUUGUGUAGUAAGAAUUUUUUUGAUUCUUGAA
Molecule: messenger RNA, 2813 nt
Organism: Pocillopora damicornis (cauliflower coral)
Lineage: Eukaryota; Metazoa; Cnidaria; Anthozoa; Scleractinia; Pocilloporidae
Product: TRPL translocation defect protein 14
Molecular function (GO): GTP binding; phosphatidic acid binding; phosphatidylinositol binding
Source: RefSeq, a predicted model, not a curated record